Molecule: messenger RNA, 981 nt
Organism: Piliocolobus tephrosceles (Ugandan red Colobus)
Lineage: Eukaryota; Metazoa; Chordata; Mammalia; Primates; Cercopithecidae
Gene: MEA1
Product: male-enhanced antigen 1
Exons: 5
Coding region: 98-562 (154 amino acids)
Biological process (GO): spermatogenesis
Source: RefSeq, a predicted model, not a curated record
AAUCAUGGGCAUGGGGCGGGGCUGGAGGACUAGGAACCUCUGCACGUCCUGCCCCGCCGGAAGUGGAGGCCACGGGCUCUGAGCGGCCCCUGCCCGGAUGGCAACAGUAGUUCUAGGGGGAGACACCAUGGGCCCUGAGCGUAUCUUCCCCAAUCAGACUGAGGAACUGGGACCACAUCAGGGCCCUUCAGAAGGCACUGGGGAUUGGAGCAGUGAGGAGCCUGAGGAAGAGCAGGAGGAAACGGGGUCGGGCCCAGCUGGCUACUCCUACCAGCCCCUGAGCCAAGAUCCUGAACAAGAGGAGGUGGAACUGGCACCAGUGGGGGAUGGAGAUGUAGUUGCUGACAUCCAGGAUCGAAUCCAGGCCCUGGGGCUUCAUUUGCCAGACCCACCAUUACAGAGUGAAGAUGAAGAUGAGGAGGGAGCUACAGCGUUGAACAACCACAGCUCUAUUCCCAUGGACCCAGGAAUGUAUAAUGUACAAAAUAGAAGACUGCCUCAAGAAGAAAGGAGAGAUAAAGCUGAGCAGCAGCUGAAAGAGAAUGUAAGUUCUAGAAAAUGAAAAUUGCCACCAUCCAAUUCGUUUAUUGUAAGUGAAAAUAAUUGUUAAUUAUUGGAAAUGUAGUGGGACAUGAUGGCUUAUGCUUGUAAUCCCAGCACUUUGGGAGGCUGAGGCCUGAGGAUCUCCUCAGACCAGGAGUUCGAGACCAGCCUGGGCAACACACAGAAACUGUCUCUACAAAAAAUAAAAAAUUAGUCGAGGCGCAGUGGCUCAUGCCUGUAAUCCCAACACUUUGGGAGACCUAAGCAGGUAGCUCACUUGAAGCCAGGAGUUCGAGACCAGCCUGACAAACAUGGUGAAACCCCAUCUCUACUGAAAAUACAAAAUUAGCUGGCACACAAAAUACAAAAUUACAGGUGGUGGCACACACCUGUAAUCUCAGCUACUUGGGAGGCUGGGGCAGGAGAUUCUUUGAACCU